AUGCUGGGUGUUAUAAGGCGGAAAGCGGCUUCCGGCGCCAAGGUUGUUCCCUCUUUACUUGUAUCUGUUAGUGUUUGCAAGAAAUCGUUGUCUAAGCUGAAACCUACAGUCUCUACACCACGAGCAUGCGCAGCUGUUCCAGAAGAGAUCCUGUGUUACACGAGGGGCGUUGGCACUGCUCGGGCUUUUUCCGCCAUGGCUGGACAAACAAUGUCUCCGAUUCCAAAGAGGUCAGUGACGAAUCUACAUAUGGUUAAUGUUUAUACAACUCUUUUGGGUUUAGAACUUUAUUUAGUUACACAAUUUGUUGAUGGCAUCCUGAAGGGUGCAAGGAAGUUAGUACAUCCUGGAGAACAAGAUUUGAACAUGCAAAGUUGGAGCAGGCCAUUUAGUUCCAAUUCUGAUGGUGAUGUUGUUGAAGCUGUUGUCCCAUUUAUGGGUGAAUCAAUAAGUGAUGGCACAUUAGCUACAUUCUUGAAAAAACCCGGGGAUAGAGUAGAAGUGGAUGAGCCAAUCGCGCAGGUUGAAACAGACAAGGUCACAAUUGAUGUCAAUAGUCCGGAAGCAGGGGUGAUUCAGAAGUUUAUAGCGAGCGAAGGAGAUACUGUAGAACCUGGCACCAAGGUUGCUAUCAUAUCAAGAUCUGGUGAAGGUGUAACACAUGUUGCACCUUCUGAUGAAAAACCAUCCUCAAAAGCUUCUCAACCAUCAACUUCUCCCUCUGAAGAAAUAAAGGAGAAACCUACGCCUAAAGUCGAAACAACUCCUGUUGUAGAAAAGCCAAAAGGAACCCCUCCCUCUUCUCCCCCGAAAACGCCAGCUACAGAACCCCAGUUACCCCCUAAAGAUAGGGAAAGACGAGUUCCUAUGACAAGGCUUAGGAAAAGAGUUGCCACACGUUUAAAGGAUUCUCAGAACACCUUUGCAUUGCUGACAACAUUUAAUGAAGUUGACAUGACUAAUUUAAUGAAACUUCGCUCUGAUUACAAGGACUCAUUUUUCGAAAAGCAUGGAGUGAAGCUGGGACUAAUGUCUGGAUUUGUUAAAGCGGCUAUUAGCGCUCUACAGAAGCAGCCAAUAGUGAAUGCUGUUAUUGACGGUGAUGACAUCAUUUACAGAGACUACAUUGACAUUAGCAUUGCUGGUCUUGUUGUUCCUGUUCUCCGUAAUGCUGAAAGCAUGAACUUUGCUGAGGUCGAAAAGGAGAUCAACACACUUGCUAAGAAGGCCAACGAUGGCACUAUUUCAAUUGAUGAGAUGGCUGGUGGAACAUUUACCAUAUCGAAUGGUGGUGUUUAUGGAAGUCUUUUGAGUACUCCAAUCAUCAACCCUCCACAG
This is a messenger RNA of Striga asiatica, 1338 nucleotides long. Lineage: Eukaryota; Viridiplantae; Streptophyta; Magnoliopsida; Lamiales; Orobanchaceae. The record is from the annotation of a GenBank genome assembly.